Trichoderma reesei QM6a is the source of this 1032-nucleotide messenger RNA. RefSeq lists its product as uncharacterized. Bases 1 to 1032 code for a protein of 343 amino acids. NCBI's taxonomy places the organism in Eukaryota, Fungi, Ascomycota, Sordariomycetes, Hypocreales, Hypocreaceae. The transcript is spliced from 2 exons. The record is from RefSeq and is a predicted model, not a curated record. Gene Ontology annotation, biological process: secondary metabolite biosynthetic process.
AUGGCUUCAACCACCAAACCCAAGGGAUUCUACUCUGCUGGCUUCUGGACAGAGUACCUCUCGACGCAGCGAACCAAGUUGCCUGACUUGGCGGACGUUAGCAAUGUAUCUCCUUGCGUUGUGCGCUUUCUCGGCGGCAAUCCAGGAGACAUGCAACUCCAAGGGACCAAUACCUAUCUCAUAGGGACUGGAAAUAGUAGGAUUCUCGUUGAUACUGGCGAGGGAUUCCCUCAAUGGGCCGUAAAUGUGACUCGCUACCUCGAAGAUCACGACAUAUCCAUCUCUCAUGUGCUUCUCACGCACUGGCACGCGGACCACACAGGCGGAGUGGCAGAUCUCCUCGCCCACGAUCCCAGCAUAUCAGUGCACAAGCAAAAGCCCGGCAAAGAUCAGGAACCCAUCGCAAACGGGCAAAGAUUCGAGACUCAGGGUGCCACUCUACGAGCGAUUUGGACGCCCGGGCACACAGCAGAUCAUACCUGCUUCUUGUUAGAGGAGGAUAAUGCGCUAUUUACAGGAGACAAUGUGUUAGGCCAUGGCUACAGUGUAGCCGAGUGCCUGGAUGAGUACACCAAGAGUCUCCGUCUAAUGGCAAGCUUGGGAUGUGCUAUUGGGUAUCCUGGGCAUGGAGAUGUGAUACGCAAUCUGCCACGAAAGAUGGUAACGUACAUCGCACAGCGAGACUCCAGGGAGAAGCAAGUGUACGCCGCAUUACUGGAAGAAGCUUCAUCCGAGAGCAACAGAAGUAUUGGUAGCAGCAGUAGAAGUGGCAGUAGCUAUAGUGGGAGCGACUAUGGUAGUGGCGACGAUGAGGAGGGUGAUGAGAUGGGGACGGCAAAAGGCCUCUCGACGACGGACAUCAGUCUUCGUCUAUACGGAGAUGUGUCCAAAGAUCCAGUCACAUUCGAGUCAGCCUUGAAGCCUCUACUCAAUCAGGUGCUGUUUAUGUUGGCGGAUCACGGCAGAGUUAGUUCUAAGCUGGUAGGGCCAGAUAAGACGCGGCAUUGGUUUGUCAAGGGCUCGACAUAUUAG